Symbiodinium pilosum is the source of this 342-nucleotide messenger RNA. Lineage: Eukaryota; Dinophyceae; Suessiales; Symbiodiniaceae. The record is from the annotation of a GenBank genome assembly.
AUGCAGCAUUUUGCGGCCAAGUACUGCCGUGAUAAUCCUGGAAGGUUCUCUGACGAGGACUGUGUGUACGUUCUGGCCUACUCUGUCAUGAUGCUGCAGACUUCUCUUCACAAGCCGUCCAUCAAAGAGAAGGACCGGAUGACAAAGGCUCAGUUCAUCAGCAACAAUCGCGGCAUUGACGGGGGGAAGGACCUGCCACAGGAAUAUUUAGAGGCGCUCUAUGACAUUGCCGCUUGGCACAUCCUGCACCCUGCAGGCCCUGUCGGAUUUUACCUCCAAUUUGGGAGCUUCGAGUCCAAAUCACAAGAUGUCUGUCAAGAUUUCUUGAUAGAGUCCCCCUGA